AUGAGCAAAGAUCUGGCAUCUGCUCCGUUGGAGGACGACUCCGACCCCACAUAUACCCAUUUCGCUCACCGAGCAGAAUUCCUUGAAUUGCUAGGUCGGUUCUUGAACAUUGAGAUUGCAGGAGAGUCCGGUGUCAAGGAGGAUGAAGAUGAGGAAGGAUUGGUCAACAGUCUGGGAGCGAUACUCGAUCACUAUCUCCCUUUACCUGGAUUAUUGGAUCCCUCUUUAGAUGAGAUUGUACCUCCGCUUAUGGACCUACUGGGCGCGAACCUGCCUACUCUAGUCAACGACGAAGAGAAUGAUAUCAAGAAGACCGUCAAUCCGAACAGGUUGGCAAGACUUGGUAGAUUGCUUAAUUGGAUAGUCAAAGUCAGAGGUUGGAAAGCAGUUGUACCUCAUUUCCCAUCUUCCAUCCCGAACUUACCAAUGCUAGUAACACUUCUAUCCCCUCUUAUGUCCGCAUCAACCUCUACGACUCCAUCGACACCACAUCAUCCAAUAAUAUCUUCAAGUGAAUCAUGGGAAUUGCGAGCAAUCCUACUUCUUUGGUUGGCCUUGCUCCUAACGGUACCAUUCAACUUGACUGCUCUUUCUUCCUCGUCUUCUGCUGUCCCUCCAUCGACAAUGUACGGUAUAGAUCUUCCCUCGUCGCUUAUCCUAUUCUCCACGAAGAUAUCACCCCUAGCUCAACAAGUGAUACUGCUCUCUAUACCUUUACUCAGUCGACCGGGGUUGGAAGGAGCCUAUUCAGCCUUAGUUCUAGCUCGACUAUACUCUCGAGAAGAUACUGUCCAGGGUCUACCAGGAUUUUUAGAGUGGGCUUCGAAAGAGAUCCAAGCGGGAGAAAGAGAAUUGGAAGCACAUUUUAUUUCUUCCCUUUUGGAAUUUAUGGCUUUAUUACCUUCUUUACUUAAACCCAACCACCUACCCGCUCUAGAAGGAUUUAUGGAGGACCACUUAUUGCCCCAUUUACAAGGGUCCAGGACCGCAGCUGGAUCAGGACUAAUACGGAAGUUGGCUAUAAAAGCUAAAGGCAGGUUAUGGUUAGCGAAGAUCAGGAAGAACGGUGAAGAUGAUUCAGAUCUAGAUUUACCGGAUGGUCUGGAAGAAUGGCUAGAUGAUCUCAUGGGCGGUUUAUCUGACAAAGAUACGAUCGUCCGUUAUUCCUCAGCCAAAUACUUAGCUCGACUCUCAUCCCUACUUCCCUUGUCAUUCUCUUCUCAGAUCGUGGAAGCUGUCAUAGACCUCUUCUCCGGUACAGAGGAGGAACCAGUCAUUCUUACUUCCUUCGGAACGGUGAUUGAUCCAGGAGGAUCGUCAAGUACGGGCGGUACGAUGGGAUUUGGAGGAGUGGAGACUACUCGGGGAGAAGCGAGAUGGCAUGGUGUAUGUUUGGCUUUGGCUGAAAUGGCAAGAAGGGGUCUGAUCAAAGAGGAAGAGCAGAUUGGAAGUGCAGUGAAAUGGGUCAUAAAGGCACUAACAUUCGAUCUUCGUCGAGCAUCGCAUUCAAUAGGAGCAAACGUCCGAGACGCAGCGUCUUACCUUCUUUGGUCAUUAUCACGAGCCUGUCCACCGGAUAUGAUCGAAGCCCAUGCAGAAGAUAUGGCUACCAGUUUGAUAUGUGUGGCGCUGUUUGAUAGGGAAGUGGGAGUGAGGAGAGCAGCGAGCGCCGCGUUCCAGGAAGGUGUGGGGAGACUGGGUCUGUAUCCAGAAGGAAUCGAUGUAUUGGGUAAAACGGAUUUUUAUUCUGUCAGCGUGCGAAGAAUGGCUUUUACAAUUGCCGCUCCGGCUGUAGCUAUACAUAAAGUAUAUCGUGAUAAGAUGCGAGAACAUCUCCAUCAUAUCACUCUGAGGCAUUGGGAUACCAACAUGCGGAUACAAGGUGCUCAGGCGUUACACAGCAUUCUGAAACUUGGUGAUGAAGGAGACGUACAAGAUUCACUAGAUCGAGAGAUCAAACAAUUGCCUUCCUUAGACGCAGUCAAUGUUCACGGUGCGUUGUUAGGUCUCACGCAGAUCGCAGAGCCAUUCGAUGAGAACGAUCAGCGGCGACAAACGAUCUUCGACGCGCUCUCGACAAUCCGCCCAGCAUCCUUCGUAUCCUCCCAAGCGGCUGACAUAUUCUCUUCCGUGUGUUCCUUACUCGUCGUGAUACUGAACCAAAGUAUAAUAUCGAGCCCUUCGACUCAAUCAGUAUUGGACAAGCACCUAGAAUUAUCGAUGAAACGUCGAGAAUCGGAAGUACACGAGUCUGUCGCUAGGGUGUAUGGGAAAUUGAGUGAAUUGAGGUCACCAGAAAAGGAUAUCAGCAAGUUGAUAUCGGAUCUGAAGUCGUUUAGAAUCGCCUCCAGACAGGCUGCGUCAUUAGCGCUGGGGCACAUCAAGUACCCUCCAACACCCUCAUCUUUGACGGAUAAAGCGAUCAAAGCCCUAUUGGAGUUGUUGGAUAAGCCCGAGAAGAUCGAUAUCGAAUCGCGCAGAGCGGCAGUCCGAUCUUUAGGUGAUAUAGCUAUACAAAGAGUAGAUGGGGGUAUGAUAGUGACACCUACUCAACUUACUUCGAUCUUACAAAACUUUGUACAGGGUUUGGGGGACUACACCACCGAUCAGAGAGGAGAUGUCGGUUCCUGGGUCAGAGUUCAAUCCCUCACAUCGAUAGGGAAUGCACUUUCCACUCUUGAUCCACAGUUGGAUCUAGUCUCUGAGGAGACAUUCGACGAUCUGAUAGGAGGGAUUAUCAAGCAGGGUGUGGAGAAACUUGAGUCUGUAAGAGGAGAGACGGCCAGGACAUUGGCUAAGCUUAGAGAAGCAGGUUGGGAAUGGGAGGGAAUGGGUGGUAUGAAAGUGGGCCUGCGUCAAUUGGAGAACGACGGUUUCCGAUAUAUAGAUCAAAAAGAAUGGUUCUCCACUUCUAUGCCUAUCCUUCGAACGGAAUAUAGGAAACAGUUGAUAGCGGGCCUGGUCUUGACCGUGGGAAGUCAAGUGAUUACUCUUUCAAAUGCAGCAUUCCAACCUCUUUUAUCGUACUUGACCCAACAUCCCAGCUUGAUAGCCUCAGUGCUAGGAGAUCUACUGGAAUUACUUGAACAGAAUUAUACUUCGAAUAGGAUAUUCAUACCGACUUUACAAACUUUAUGGAAGCUAUAUGAGAAUGGCUUGUUGGAGGUUCUAGGUGAGAAUGGAUAUGACAACGAAGAACAAUUAUGUAACGAUAUCCUAUCGGCUGCAUGUAAAGGAAUUUCAAAUAUCAAAUCCAUAGAGAGGAUAACGACUUGUAUGAGAGUAGUGAUAUCGUGUCUCUCAAAUGCUUUACCUGCCAAUCUGAAGAUGAAAUCUGUAGAGCAUCUAAGUCUGUUUUUAGGUCAUAAAUUCCCUAGAAUACGAGCAAUAACAUCCGAAGAGCUGUAUCUCAAACUUUCUUCUACCUAUGAUGAGCUUCCUGAUGAGUUGGAGGAGAUCUUGACCGGGAUUGAAUGGACAAGCGAGGAGUGUAAAGAUAAGCUUGUAGAGGUGAUAGAGCUGAUGAAAAGUAUGAUGGUAUAA
Messenger RNA from Kwoniella botswanensis, 3543 nucleotides. RefSeq lists its product as uncharacterized. Gene Ontology annotation, biological process: post-chaperonin tubulin folding pathway; microtubule cytoskeleton organization; tubulin complex assembly. Gene Ontology annotation, molecular function: beta-tubulin binding; GTPase activator activity. Bases 1 to 3543 code for a protein of 1180 amino acids. NCBI's taxonomy places the organism in Eukaryota, Fungi, Basidiomycota, Tremellomycetes, Tremellales, Cryptococcaceae. The record is from RefSeq and is a predicted model, not a curated record. The transcript has 17 exons.